Messenger RNA from Amyelois transitella, 1761 nucleotides. Its product is annotated as eukaryotic translation initiation factor 4E. The record is from RefSeq and is a predicted model, not a curated record. Gene Ontology annotation, molecular function: RNA 7-methylguanosine cap binding; translation initiation factor activity. Gene Ontology annotation, cellular component: cytoplasm; eukaryotic translation initiation factor 4F complex. The transcript is spliced from 5 exons. Gene Ontology annotation, biological process: translational initiation. Lineage: Eukaryota; Metazoa; Arthropoda; Insecta; Lepidoptera; Pyralidae. Bases 124 to 756 code for a protein of 210 amino acids.
GAUCAAACAAAAUUACAGACGUGAUACAAGUAUGGAAGAAUAGUAGUAUUUUGCGAAUACUGGCAACAUCGAGACUUAAUGUCUCUCUUUUCGUAAAAAUUUGGUCCGAGAUAUUUUUGAGACAUGGCUGGAAAUAAUACAGAAGAAGUGGAGGGUUCUGCCUCCACCGAGACCAAAACGAACAAUACCGCCGAGCUCCCGCCAGAGUUCCUCAUCAAACAUCCACUGCAGAACACAUGGAGUCUCUGGUUUUAUGAUAAUGAUAGAAAUAAGACUUGGGAAGAAAAUUUGAUUGAGUUGACCACAUUUGAUACUGUCGAGGAUUUUUGGAGACUGUACCAUCACAUUAAACUGCCUUCCGAGCUGCGUCAAGGCCACGACUAUGCGGUGUUCAAGCAAGGAAUCCGCCCCAUGUGGGAAGACGAUGCCAACAAGAUGGGCGGCCGGUGGCUAAUCAGCUUGGAAAGGAAACAGCGCACCACGGAUCUUGAUAGAUUCUGGCUAGAUGUAGUUCUCCUUCUCAUUGGCGAAAAUUUCGAGCACCCUGAGGAAAUAUGCGGCGCCGUCGUCAAUGUCAGAGCAAAGAUUGAUAAGAUUGGUAUCUGGACAGCGGACACAUCUAAGCAGCACGCUAACAUAGAAAUUGGGAGGAAGAUUAAGGAGCAGCUGGGUAUCCACGGCAAGAUCGGCUUCCAGGUCCACAGAGACACCAUGGUUAAGCACAGUUCCGCAACCAAGAAUCUUUACACCGUUUAGUCAUCAUUAUUUAGUGUAUCACAAACAUAACUCUAGUGUGUGAGGUAGAGUUUGGGCGAACGCAGACAUUUUCUAUUUUAUAUGGAUCAAUCUCGACUUUUGAAGAGACAUUGUUUAUCCGUUUGUAGGUUGACACGAUAUUUUUUUUCCCUAUACAUUUCGCGACUUAAAAAAUUGGAGAAAAUGCCUAACUAAAAUGUCUUGUCUAGGGUGAAUUCAUUAUCGUGUUGUCUAUGAAAGUGGGUUCUGAAUGAAAGAGGUAAAUGAAAGAGGUUGUAUAUUUUUCAAUCAAUUCAUACAAGUACGAAAUACGGAAAUCAUUACCUCAUUUGUUUUACAAAAGAAAAAAGUAUUGAAUUAAAAUUACACAAAACUUCAAUAAAAAGGUAAGAUAUACGCUAAUUCGUAAGCACCAAAGCAGUUAAGAGUAUGUCUUUGAUUGUAGUUGCCCCUAAGUUAUCUCGACUCAUAAGCUAUUGUUAAGUUUCAAUAUAGAUAGAGAUUUUUAUUUAACAGAAGUAGGUAUACUUUAGGUUGUCGUUUCGAUAGUUUCACACAUUAUUCUUUUAUCGUCAACAUCUCGUGACGUGGCGUUAUCGUCGCUGAAUAAAAUUUAAGUCUGAUUUUAUUAAACUGAGCUUGAGUAUGUUUGUCGAUAUGGCACAUAGAUUUAAGGUUGUAUGGGACGCUGUCGUUUCCUUUAUUGAUAUACAGAGUGUCUGAAUUCAUAUAAUUGCCAGUAGGCAGCAUCAAACUUAGCAAUCCUUGUCGCACACUGGUGACUAAAGCCGGUUUCACACUGGGACAACGAAGACCAAUGAAUGUGUACAACUGUGCAUGUAAGUUUGUAGGCUCUCGAAUGCAGGCAUUAGAGACAAGACCGUACGAACAGGACGAUGAGAAGCGAAACACAUUCGUUGGCGUUUUUUGGGUCUUGGUGUGUACGCCGCUUAAUAAGGUGCAAAAAGUCAAGUCUGAGAAAAUAGUUGAUACCGAUAUUGUAUU